Drosophila santomea is the source of this 3486-nucleotide messenger RNA. RefSeq lists its product as uncharacterized. Gene Ontology annotation, molecular function: protein binding; transmembrane receptor protein tyrosine kinase activator activity. Bases 1261 to 2937 code for a protein of 558 amino acids. The record is from RefSeq and is a predicted model, not a curated record. Gene Ontology annotation, cellular component: terminal bouton. Gene Ontology annotation, biological process: positive regulation of MAPK cascade. The transcript has 3 exons. Lineage: Eukaryota; Metazoa; Arthropoda; Insecta; Diptera; Drosophilidae.
GUCGUUUCGAGCUCGAGUUUUUCCCGCUGACCGAGAGCACACAAGCUGGAGCUGAGGAAGCCCAGAAGCAGCAGUAGCAGCCGGAGCAGGAGCAGGAGCAGGGAGCCAGGAGCACGGAGAAAGAGCAAGGAGCAAGGAGAAAGGAGAAAGGAGCAAGAGAGAGCGGAGAGUAGCGAGCCCAGCAGCCAGCGGUUCGUCCGAGGAGUGAAAUUCGAGGCGGGGCGCGCAGGGAGUGGGUGUACGAGUGCGACUACGACAACGACGACUGCCACAUAAAGUGGAAAUCCGAAACGCCUUGAGGAGAGGCAGCGACGUCGACGUCGACGUAGCGACAGCGACUGCGACGCCGACCGAGGCAGAGGCAGAGGGACACGCGUCAGGCGGCCAAGCAAAAGGCAGACAAACAGGCAAAUCCUGCUGAGACGACACGACGAGUCCUUGCUCGUCGGUUCAAACGUGCGGAACACUCUUGAAGCCAGGCGAUACAAAAAAGAAUAUAACAAAAAAAUAUAUACAAAAAAAAAAAAACACACACACUAGAAGCAAAGCUAGUCCACUAAACAUCCAUCACCCAGAACAAGGGAAAGUUUUCACACCACAUGAAGAAAGCUGAAUAACAACACAAGAAAAUUAUAUACCCAAGAAACCAAAGUGCCGCGAAAAAACUAACUAAUAAGCCUAAGGUCUAAAUCGAAAUCGAGUGACUGGCCAGUGAGUAAACGCCAAGUUAAGUGCCCGAAAAAAUAGAAAGUUAAUAUCGAAAAUUAACGACACCAUAAACGGUCGUUGCAAGGCAUUCACAAAAAGCAAGAGCCAAAAAGUUUGAAAAAAAGAAAGAAAAAACAUAAAAUUCGGAAAACUUCGCAAAGUUUCAAAACUUCGAAAAAAAACUUCGGUGCAGGCCAGUGUAGUGCAAUGCCAGGCUUAGGCCGGCACAGUGUUGGUCAGCGGUGUGGGGCCUGAAGACCCACAAAAGCCGUGUGUGCAAAGCAUCGAAAGCCCAGAGAGAAACAUUGAUAUCGGGACUUUCCCUCACCACCACUCACCACUCACCGCUCACCGCCACCAGCCCCCCAAUAACCACCUGCCACCUGUCUCUAUAACUCCCGCCCCCCCCCAACACCAAACACCAAACACCGAACACCAAACACCACCCCCCCGGACUAACAAGCUAUCUGUAUUUCCCCCUGGUAAACCCAAACCGAAACCGCCAAGAUAAGCCGUCUAAUCGAGAAGCUGCGCCAGACCAACAAACGGAAAAUGUUCUGCUCGCUGGCCCAGACGCUCUUCUGCGUCCUGCUCAUCCAGGGCGGCCUCUACGCCCUCCACCUGAGCGGAAACGGAAAUGGCAACGGGAACGGGAACGGGAACGGAAACGGUGAAAAGUCGCUGGGCGAAGGUGCCAAGGUGGUGCAGGUGCCCAGUCAUCCUGUGGGACCCUCGACGGGAGCCGCCGCCGCCUGGCAGACCGCACCCUCGCAGCAGCAGCAGCACCAGCAGCAUCCCGGUGGAUCUCCGCCGGGCGGUGGAUCCUCGCCGCAUGGCCAUCGGUCCGCCGCAGCGGCCGCCUUCGAUGCCACCACCGUGCGGCUGAACAAGGAGAUAGCGGACAUGGCCCAGCUGGAGCGGGAGCGACUGAUGCUCCUGGCCCGCGCCAAGCAGACGGCGGAACAGCCGCCGGCGGGCAGCAAUCAUCGCGGCCAUCCCUUCAUCGCCGGCCGGAUACAGAUGCAGCCCAGCGAGGAGCUGGACGUGGGCGACUAUCCGGCGCUGCUGCAGCAGGCCGCUCGUGGCUACAUCUUUGGCAAUGUCCAGAAGCAGCCGCCAACGCCGGUUACACUGGAGCAGGAUUACGAGCAGCUGAGGGAGCUGGAGAACAGACCCGUAAAAUACUACGGACGGGUGGUGCAGCCAGCGGAGAGGGAGGAGCAGGCGGAGGCUCUCUACGAACCGCUGCACUCGUUCGGCGACUUUGAUGACUUCUCGGAACUGGAGCAGGAACCCCAGGAGCCCCACAUGGGCGAGGAUGAGUUGCUGCGAGAACUGGACGCCUAUCAGUAUCACGGCCUGGAGGACGAACCCCUCCCGGAGAAUCCCUACCGCACGCUGGAGCAAUUGGAACUGGGUGCACCGGACUCCUUGCAACAGCUCUUCGAGCAGGAACAGGAGCAGCGAGACGCCCCCUUCAAGACGAUGCACUCCGGCAAAACCCACAACCCGGGCAACUACAACAUACGGGUGCAGCAAAAGUGGGCCAGGAAACGAAAUGGCCAGGGAAUCGCCCAUAAUUCCGAGGCUGAAAAGCAGCUGCAGCGCCAGAUCUUCGCCCAGCACUUCAAGCCGCAGCGAACUGGCAAACUUUCACUGUCCGCCAACUCGGAGGCCACGGCCAGCAAGCACCUGAAGCCAUCCAGUCGCUCCGGCUCCAAGGAUAUCGAGAAGCCACAUAGCGAGCUAGCGGGCAGUGCAUCCUCCUCCACUUCUUCCUCCGGCAAACAAAUAGCCGACGAUGGACAACCUAAGCAGCAGCAGGUGGAGCAACAGUCGCAGCAGGACAAAAAGGAUCCCAGCCACAAGCGAUCCGGAUCCGUAUCCGGAUCCAUGGGAUCGCCAGGAGGCGGCUACUCCGCGCAGCCACCGAUUUCCCACAGCAUAGCCAGCCAGCUGAUGCUGCGCACCGCCCGCGGGCAGCGGCAGUACGAUGUGCCACAAAUCGAGUGUCCUACGGCCAUGGAUGGCAUGGAGCGAUUCGCCUGCCCCAUUCCCGAUCGGCAGGGCAGAUACCGCUGCAUAGACGAUCAUGUGCUGUGCGAUGGCUUCAUCGACUGUCCCGACGGCGAGGACGAGGACCGAAGAUCCUGCAUGUUCUACAAGACGACGAAGGCCCAUCUGGAUGUGUUAGCGGAUGCGUUACUGCGCUGGGCGCGAGGGCGUUAAGCUCCACCCACCCACCAAUCACACACACACCCUCUCUAAUACACACGACACACACACACCCACACACACACACAGAAAGUACACCUAGAGAACUCACAUGGACAAACAAUUAGUUUUAACAUGUCGCCCCAAGCAAACAAGAGCCCCGUUAAGUUAAACAUUAUCCAGGAACCGGACACACAGACAAGCCAACCACCCGCCUAUCCUUUGACAUGAGAAAGAUUCCCCAGAGAAACCCCAAAACAAAAAAACCCCAGCCACACAAUGCAAAAAUACAGCUCGCGAUGGGCUAAAUGGACAAUUGCCAAGUAAGAAAAGCGAAAGCUAUGAUUAAACGCAAAAUGAGGCAGAAAAUGUGCUUGACGAAAGGUAUGAUUAUUAUUACACUAUUAUUAUUAAAAAUGAACUUAAUGAAAAGCCCAAACAGAAGAAGCAGUUAUACAUACUAAAGCUAAAUUACAAUUCAGCAAAAGGACAAAAAAAAAACGAUGUUUUUUUCAUUUUUAAACUUGUUUCGCAGGAACAGAAAACAUAAUGAGGAAAAAUAAA